AAAUGCGGAAUUCGGGGAGGGCUCGCACGCCUGGGCCGAUGGAAGUGGGGGUGGGGUGGGGCGAGCGUCACAGGUCCUGACAGGGAAGAAGUUGGCAGGUCCUGGCAGGGGACGAGCUGCGGCGGGGGCACCUCCGGGUAUGGAAGGCUCCAGUGAGAUGGAGUCGCGAGUUGCCGACACUGGGGACUGCGAGACUGCGCGAGCAGCGGGGGAGGAUCCGGCAAUUGGCUGCACCGCUCGGGGGCCCGUAGUCUCGGCGCCCCUGGGAGCCGCCCGGUGGAAGCUCCUGCGGCAGGUUCUGAAGCAAAAACACCUGGAUGAUUGUCUGCGACAUGUAUCUGUAAGAAGAUUUGAAUCAUUUAAUCUGUUUUCAGUAACAGAAGCCAAAAAAAGGGAAACUGAAGAGGAGGUUGGUGCAUGGGUCCAAUAUACAAGCAUCUUCUAUCCUGAAUACAGUAUCUCCUUAAGGCAGAAUAGUGGAUCCCUGAAUGUUGAAGAUGUUCUUACCAGCUUUGACAACACAGGAAAUGUUUGCAUCUGGCCAUCCGAAGAGGUUUUGGCUUACUACUGCCUCAAGCACAAUAAUAUAUUCAGGGCCCUUGCUGUGUGUGAGCUAGGGGGUGGCAUGACAUGCUUGGCUGGGCUCAUGGUUGCUAUUUCUGCAGAUGUCAAAGAAGUUCUGUUAACUGAUGGGAAUGAAAAGGCCAUCAGAAAUGUGCAAGACAUCAUCGCAAGGAAUCAGAAGGCUGGUGUGUUUAAGACCCAGAAAAUAUCAAGCUGCGUUUUACGAUGGGAUAAUGAGACAGAUGUCUCUCAACUGGAAGGACAUUUUGACAUUGUUAUGUGUGCUGACUGCCUGUUUCUGGACCAGUACAGAGCCAGCCUUGUUGAUGCAAUAAAGAGAUUACUCCGGCCCAGGGGGAAAGCAAUGGUAUUCGCCCCACGCCGAGGGAAUACUUUAAACCAGUUUUGCAAUCUAGCUGAAAAAGCUGGUUUCUCUAUCCAAAGACAUGAAAAUUAUGAUGAACACAUUUCAAACUUCCACUCCAAGUUGAAAAAGGAAAACCCGGACAUAUAUGAAGAAAACCUUCAUUACCCUCUUCUGCUUAUUUUAACCAAACAUGGAUAGAAGAUUAAGCUUCUCAAAGAUGAAGAAAAGUAUCAAGUGCACAGGGAAAAUUUUUACAAACACAGAAAUCUGUAAUGGGUAUCAUCACCUGCCCACUCCCUUUGCAGCAUUUCACGUGUGGGCUGUGGACUCCACCUGUCCUCACCCAUGCUGUUCCCCAGCUGCCCUCUCCAGAUCCCUCCCUGCCUCUUUUUUACAGUCUGCUUGUUGCUCUUCCUGCCCUAAACCUUUAUUUGUCUUUAAAUAUGUAUAAGCCGCCUGUCUGAGACUUCAAUUGACUGGUGAACAACCUAAAUAUUUUUCCCUCUAAUUGAGACAGAAUUUCUUUUGAUGAUACCCAUCCCUUCUUAAAUUUUUUUUUUUUUUUGUCUUUGUUCUGUUUUGGUGAUGGUAGUUUUUAAUCAGUAAACCCAGCAAAUAUCACGAUUCUUUCCUGGUUAAAGAAAUAAAUAAAGCACAUCUUUCUUAUCUCUCUCCAA
Molecule: messenger RNA, 1608 nt
Organism: Callithrix jacchus (white-tufted-ear marmoset)
Lineage: Eukaryota; Metazoa; Chordata; Mammalia; Primates; Cebidae
Gene: CAMKMT
Product: calmodulin-lysine N-methyltransferase
Cellular component (GO): cytoplasm
Molecular function (GO): calmodulin-lysine N-methyltransferase activity
Source: RefSeq, a predicted model, not a curated record